GGAAGUGGGAAAGUUGGCGCGGCCCCGCCGGACGCUGAAGACCCGGUGGCGGCGUGACAGAGGGACGCGGCGAGUAUGAGCUCUUUUCUCGAGUACCCCGUCCUCAGCGGUGAGGCGGGGGGAUGCUCUACUCGCUCCUACCACCCCGACCACGGAAUUACAACUUUCCAGCCUUGCGCCGUCAGCGCCGGCAGCUGCAGUGGGGAGGACCACUACCUCGCGGGCCGCGGGGUGCCCAUCAGCCCCCACCGCCACCACCACCACCACCACUCCCCGGCUCAGCCCGCUGGUUACCAGCACCACGGCGGCCUGGGGGUGUCCUACGCGCACCCCAGCUGCGGCCCGACUUACGGCGCGCCGGGCUUCGGACCAGCGUACGGCCCUUACCCCCUCGGGCAGGACGCGGAGCUGGGCGGCGGCUUCCCCCCCUGCGCCCCCGCUGUGUACUCGGGGAGCAUCUCCUCCUCUGCAGCCGCGCAGCACCCGCACCAGGGCUAUGCGGGGGGGCCUGCUCAGUACGUGCCUCCGCCCUACGGGCAGGAGCAGCAGAGUCUGCCCCUGGGCACCUACAACCAUACCUUGUCCCCCCUCCACGCCGGACACCGGGAAAACGCCCGCUCCCCCUCUGCCGAGACCUCGUCUCCGGCGCAAACCUUCGACUGGAUGAAAGUGAAAAGAAACCCACCCAAAACAGGCAAGGCUGGAGAGUACGGCUUCGUAGGGCAGCCCAACACCGUCAGAACUAACUUCACCACCAAGCAGCUCACAGAGCUGGAGAAAGAGUUUCAUUUCAACAAGUACCUGACCAGGGCCAGGCGGGUGGAAAUAGCAGCCUCCCUGCAGCUCAACGAGACGCAGGUGAAGAUCUGGUUCCAGAACCGGCGGAUGAAACAAAAGAAACGGGAGAAAGAGGGGUUGCUGCCAAUCUCCCCCGCCACCCCCACGGGCUGCGAGGACAAGCUUGAGGAUUCCUCGGAGAAGUCCUGCUCGUCUCCUUGCAGCGCCUCGCCCGCCUCCUCCGUCUCGGACACUCUGCCUGCCACCAACUGAGGCCCACCACGCCCCGACGGCCGCCCGUCGCGACGCCCCCGCCAAGGCCUCUCGCGUCCGUUCCCCGUGGUCCGUCGGUCUAUCGGUCUCCCCGAGAGAUGCUGGAGCGCCGGUGACCCCCUCCCCCCUUGCCGCUGCCCGGCCCCGGGGAGUGCCGGCUCCGUUGGCUGCUCGCCUCCCGACGUCGGGUCCCGGCGCUUUAGUGCCAAGAGCGUAUCUUCCGCGCGUUCCCCCCUCCCCCUCCCCAUUUCUGCUGGAGGAACUGCGGUGGCACACGCCUAAGAGUUCUCCGCUUCAAGAACGGUCCUCCGAGUUUCCCUGAGUGAAAGACAGGUGAUCUAGGGUACAUAACCUCACCGAGAGAUGCACUAUUGCAAGUGUUUACACGACUUAUAGGACUUUCACCCCUUUAAUUUAAUGUAUUCUUUGUUCGUGUCUAUGAGUUUGUUGCUUGUAAAUACUUUGUCCGAGAGAUUUAUCUUUUUACAGAUUUUUCUAGAAAUGACGUUUCGAUUAUCAGGUUAAGCAGGGUGAGCACAUUCGCCAAACUGGAUCCACUUUUAUAUUGGUAAAGCCGAUUACAGUACCAAGUAAACGUCUUAAGCUCAAGCAGAUACCUCAAAAAAAGUAGCCCUAUUUCUUUAAAUGUGACAGGCAAGGCUUCAAUUGCACUAGGUUUUGUAAACCUCACCCGGUGUUCUUACCCCUCCCCCGGCCCCCCAAAAGCUGUGCCGGAUUAUACUCAAACCAAGGGUAUAGCCGUCCAGCAGACCUCACCUCUUCCUAUUUUCAUAUUAACUUUCCUUUAGACUCGAUGUCUUUUCAGCCUACUCGUGAAUGUGAUGAAUGGCCAACUGAAUGUAUAAUUUCUGUGAUUGGUGUCUGGACCAUUGCAUGACGCAUCACGCUUUGCUUUGCUGUACUGAGGGUACACUGAGUUCUAUCACUUGUCGUGUGUGAGCAAAAUGUCCUCCUGAUUUUCUGUACAAUCAUGAAAGGCUCUAGGAUUCCGCCGAUGAUGGAAGCCAGGGCAGGAUUUACGGGUCCUUACAAUGUCUGUAAUAAAUAUAU
Molecule: messenger RNA, 2121 nt
Organism: Calypte anna (Anna's hummingbird)
Lineage: Eukaryota; Metazoa; Chordata; Aves; Apodiformes; Trochilidae
Gene: HOXA1
Product: homeobox A1
Exons: 2
Coding region: 76-1050 (324 amino acids)
Biological process (GO): regulation of transcription by RNA polymerase II
Cellular component (GO): nucleus
Molecular function (GO): RNA polymerase II cis-regulatory region sequence-specific DNA binding; DNA-binding transcription factor activity, RNA polymerase II-specific
Source: RefSeq, a predicted model, not a curated record